UUGGCGGGGGAACGAAGGGAGGUGAAGAAGGGUUUAAGGUUUAAGCUGUCAAGGACAAAGGUUAUGAAAGAAACGAGUGAACUCUUCUAAAACCCUAAAACAAUGGAGCUGCAAUCCGUUUGUCUUGGUUUUUCUGCUCCCAAAAUUGGGUUUCCCUAUCGUCGCGUAUCAAUUGUUUCUGCAAGCGACGUCCGAUUUAGGACCCAAAGACUCAGGUUCGGAACAGCACCCAAAUGUUUGAAGAGGUUGGAAAAGAAUUCCCAACUACCAAGCUUGAAGAGACGAGUUAUUAUAUGUAGUUCUCAUUCUAGUUCAGACUCAAAGUUAAAACAUCUAGGAAGGGAAAAUUCUGGUGUUCCCGUUGUUAGAUUUGAUGGGGUAGAGCCGUUUCGUGGUAAAUCAGGUUCUGUUUCGUUUUAUGGGUUGACUCACCAGUCAGUAGAGGAAGGGAAGUUGGUAUCUGCACCUUUCAAUGAAGAUAAGGGCUCGGUUCUCUGGAUUUUGGCACCCGUGGCGUUGAUAUCGUCCUUAAUCCUACCGCAAUUCUUUUUUGGAAGUGCAAUUGAAGCUAUAUUGAAGGAGGAGACUCUCGUAGAAAUAGUGAGUUCGUUAGUUUUUGAGGUUCUUUUUUACAUUGGACUAGCAACGUUUUUGCUUAUAACUGACCGUGUCCAAAGGCCAUAUCUACAAUUCAGUACGAAGAGGUGGGGUCUCAUCACAGGCCUCAGGGGAUACUUAACAUCUUCUUUCUUUGCAAUGGGGUUCAAGGUCAUUGCGCCCUUGUUUGCUGUAUAUGUGACCUGGCCAGUGGUUGGUCUCCCAGCCUUGGUUGCAGUGGCUCCUUUUCUCUUUGGCUGCGCUGCUCAAUUUUCUUUUGAAACGUAUCUCGACAAGUGCGGAUCAUCUUGUUGGCCUUUGGUGCCAAUAGUCUUUGAGGUAUAUAGACUGUAUCAGUUGACAAAAGCUGCCCAUUUUAUAGAGAGGUUGAUGUUCUCGAUGAAGGGGCUUCCUGUGACCCCAAAAGUAAUGGAAAGAAGUGGUGCCAUGUUUGCCAUGAUUGUAACGUUCCAAGCACUUGGUGUGGUAUGCCUUUGGUCAUUGAUGACAUUUCUUUUGAGGCUCUUUCCAUCUCGACCUGUGGCAGAGAAAUACUGAUGUUUAGAGCAGAAACUGUAAAAUCUGUCGGAUUUCCGUUGUCAUUCAAGAGCUGUAAAAUCUUGUAUGGAGUUAUGAGCAUCGUUAU
Morus notabilis is the source of this 1243-nucleotide messenger RNA. RefSeq lists its product as uncharacterized. The transcript is spliced from 5 exons. Gene Ontology annotation, cellular component: chloroplast. Bases 103 to 1155 code for a protein of 350 amino acids. The record is from RefSeq and is a predicted model, not a curated record. NCBI's taxonomy places the organism in Eukaryota, Viridiplantae, Streptophyta, Magnoliopsida, Rosales, Moraceae.